Molecule: messenger RNA, 1200 nt
Organism: Etheostoma spectabile (orangethroat darter)
Lineage: Eukaryota; Metazoa; Chordata; Actinopteri; Perciformes; Percidae
Gene: micalcl
Product: MICAL C-terminal like
Exons: 5
Coding region: 45-452 (135 amino acids)
Source: RefSeq, a predicted model, not a curated record
UGGAGAAAGCUUUGAGAGGAGAAGCAGUUGAGCCCUUUGUGGGGAUGCCACGCCGAAGACCCCUCUCCUUCUGCCCCUGCUGUUCCCCUCAAGGCAUGGGCAAGAAGGACGAUCCCAAGCUAAUGCAAGAGUGGUUUAAGCUGGUGCAGGAGAAAAAUGCCCUGGUCCGCUAUGAGUCAGAACUCAUGAUAUUUGCCAGAGAGUUGGAGCUGGAGGACCGACAGAGCCGCCUGCAGCAAGAACUCAGGGAGCGAAUGGCUGUGGAAGACCACCUGAAGUCGGAGAAGGAGCUCAGUCAAGAGAAGCAGAUCUUGAAUGAGAUGCUGGAGGUGGUGGAGCAGCGGGACGCCCUGGUGGCCCUCUUGGAUGAGCAGAGGCUCCGGGAGAAAGAGGAGGACAAGGACCUGGAGGCUGUGAUGCUCUCCAAAGGCUUCAACCUCAACUGGGCUUAGGAGGAAUGAAAUAAUUGCUCCUUUAGCCCUGGGAAAAGAGUUGACUAUACUUGUGAUGGCCGGUCUCUGCCUCACGUGGUCAUCUUGGAUCAGGAUAGUCUGCUGAACACUCGCAGCAGUGAAUGUGUAAAGAUUCCCCCAACACACACUACGACUGCCUCUGACAUGGAAGCAGUAUGCAACGUUUACAUAUCCUCUGCCCAAAGGCAGUUCCAGUUAAUCACUUUGCAGUUUUUUUGCUUGCUCUCGCUCUUUAAGGGUGUAGAAGCGGGUACAUUCACAGCUUUAUCAGCCCAGCCUUGAAGUGGAUCCUCUCGAACAGGCUUUGGGAGAAUGUUUAAAGACUUGUUUCAUUCUCGAUUAUCUAAAAGGGAAGAACGCAGUUCGGUCCUGCUGAUGUAAAGGAAUUGUAAAGAAUUGUGUUUUUGUGUGUAGUGUAAGUAAGUAAGUCACAUUGUCGGCCAAUGAGGGUCAUCUCUUAUUUUUUUUUUCUGAAAAAAAGGACCGCUGCAGAGGCGUGUUUAAUUAAGCGCUGGAGUGAUGUCUCCGGUCUCUAUCUCUGAUUCUCCUUUCCAGUCCGACUGAAGGACGAACAGCCUCUGCUGAAGCUGCCUUUCUAUCCAGUGACAAACUGACCUCUGCAUCAUUAUGAACCAUAAAGACAGCAUAAAAGGCUCCAUUUUCCCCAUCAGUGUUUUUGUGAGUCAACACCAAGAAACCAUUAAAUAUGGCCAUGAUUUUUAAUGUA